AUGGGUCAAAUAGAAGAACUCCCCGACGACUACGAUGAGUCCCAACCGCUACCACCAUCUACAACGACAGCUCCGAAAGAAGCGUCACAAGCAAUCCCGCCCUCGCUCUUCUCAAACGACAACAUUCCCUUCCCCAUAAUACCAGACAAAGUGCAAAAUGCGGACCCGCUGGCGCCAGAAUUACCGCCUGCGAUGGCAUCGAUUCGAUCAUACACACCCGAUCAAUUGGCGGACAUGAUGAAGAAGACGCCCUUGUUUAUGACGGAUUUGGAGAAUGCCGGCGAUGAGGAAGGAGAGAACGUCAUGCUCGAUGCCAUUCGCGCCCUCCAAUACGAAGGAACACGAGGCGAAGUCGCGCUCAAUUUUAGAGAACAAGGAAACGAAGCCGCCAAAAUGAAGCAUUGGACGGAUGCAAAGGAGUUUUAUACAAAGGCUAUUGCGAUUCUAAACGUGAAAAAGGAGGAUGAUAAAUGGGAGAAACCAACCGAUCUGGAAAAGGAGGAGAAGAUGUUGAAGGAGGCUAGGGAGGCGUGUUAUGCGAAUAGGGCGUUGUGUAAUUUGGAAUUGAAAAAUUAUAGAUCAACAACACUAGACUGCGCGCAAGCCCUCAAAGUCAACCCCAAGAACGUCAAGGCCUACUACCGCUCCUCAAUGGCGUUACUGGCCCUCGACAAAAUCGCCGAAGCCACAGACACCGUCGUGAGAGGACUAGCAAUCGACCCCAACAACAAAUCUCUACAACAGGUCUCCGAAAAAAUAACCGCCCGAAAAGAAGUCCUCGAUAAAAUCGCCGCUCGGAAAAGAAAGGAAGCAGAAACAAAACAAAAGGAGAAAUUAUUGCUGUCCACGGCCUUGGAAGCACGACAAAUCCGCGUGCGCAAAACGGACGCAAAACCGGAUAUGGAAGAUGCGCAUAUCGCAUUGACGCCUGACCCAUUGUCGCCAGAGAGUACGCUGGUGUUUCCCGUUAUGUUCCUGUACCCUAUGGACGCGCAGACAGACUUUAUAAAAGCGUUUUCGGAGAUGGAUUGUCUUCAUGAUCAUUUGGAGUAUUUGCUCCCGUUGCCAUGGGAUACGAAGCAGGAAUAUCAGUCUGCGACGGUGGAUUGUUAUAUGGAGACUGUGACGGGUGGGUUGAUAAAAGUUGGCAAGAAGUUGCCGCUGUUACAGGUUUUGUCGGGGGGCAAGGUGGAGGUUGUGGAUGAGUUGGUGAGGAUUAUCGUUGUGCCGAGGGCGAAGACGGGGAAGUUUGUGGAGGAGUUUAAAGCAAGGAAGGGCAAGUCUUAA
Talaromyces marneffei is the source of this 1287-nucleotide messenger RNA. RefSeq lists its product as uncharacterized. Bases 1 to 1287 code for a protein of 428 amino acids. The transcript is spliced from 3 exons. The record is from RefSeq and is a predicted model, not a curated record. Gene Ontology annotation, biological process: protein folding. Gene Ontology annotation, molecular function: Hsp90 protein binding. Lineage: Eukaryota; Fungi; Ascomycota; Eurotiomycetes; Eurotiales; Trichocomaceae.